AUGAAGACCAUGUGUGAGGAUGGCGGCAUCAGAGUGCAGCCGCGGGGGAAGGGGGUGGCGAAGGCCCCCGCGCGGUCCGAGGCUUCGGGUCGCAGCAGCCAGCGCCUCUGCUCGGCGCUGGGGACGCGGAGCCGCAGCAAAACAGUGGAGGGGCUGGGCUGGCCUCGUGGCGGACGGCUGGGAGGAGGUUACUGCGCCUCCCGGGAGGGGUAUCGGGUCUGGACAAGAGUGAAGGUGGGUGCAGCUGAGACUCCCGGGCCACCAGAGCUGGCACUAGGAGAGGAAUUCGGUGUGCGCAAGGUCAACGGGCGCUGGGCAGGGGACGUGGCUGGGGACGCGGCUGGACGGGGCUCUCGCGCUAGCUGCGGGCAAGGAGGAGCAGCUUCCAGCCUAAGGACACAGCGCGCGCGUCGACUCGCCGGGGACAGCCGCCGCCUCUCCCCCGGGCGCGGGCGGCCCGCGCGGCUGCGCGCCGGCCGCCAUCUUGACCGGGCGGCGCGGGCGGCGCUGCCCCCGGCGGUGGGACCGUGGAGCCGCAGGCCGGGCCCCGGCGGCCGCGCGGACGUCCCCAGGCUGGCGGGGGGACGCGUGGGCCACCUCUUCCGCUCCCUCCGAAGCCCCCUCCCCGCCGCGGGCCACGCUGACCCCUGGCUGCGGACAGAGGCGCGGCCGCCCCAGGUGAAAGCGCGGCCUGCAGUCACCCCUCCCAGAAUCGCCGGAGCGGGUUUUGAUCCUGGGAAGGGUCCCCUUGUCCUCGGACUCCUGCCGUGGGCAACGUGUCAUCACUCCGGGCGCACCCCGGAACUUGGGCUGCAGUCCCCGACUGCAACCUGCAGAGGCAGCUGCGGCGAGGGGGCCAGGCCUGCAGCACAGUCCCCGCCGGGCUGGGGCUUCCCGAGGCGCUCCCUCCGGACAGCAGAGGAUCUGAAAGUUACCAGGGCUCCUCUGGCCCUCGAUCGCUUUAGGAAGAAAGGCAGUCUUGGCAAGUGACUCAACACAAAUAAAAG
Molecule: messenger RNA, 1007 nt
Organism: Sciurus carolinensis (gray squirrel)
Lineage: Eukaryota; Metazoa; Chordata; Mammalia; Rodentia; Sciuridae
Exons: 4
Coding region: 1-990 (329 amino acids)
Source: RefSeq, a predicted model, not a curated record